AUGGCUGCCGAGAGUCUGGUAGAGCUCCGUGAUUGGCUCUUCCUGCUCCUCCUGUGCCUGACUCUACUGGCCGAGAUGCUGGAGUUGGCGGCGGCAGCAGUUGCCAUGGAGGAGGGCGAGGAAGACUUCCUGUGCCCGUUGGUGUGCCGAUGUGACGAAGGCUUCGUCUACUGUAACGACCGGAGCCUGAGCAUGAUCCCUCCUCUACCGUUAACGGCUACCGUUCUCUACCUACAGAGCAACCGGUUGGCCAACUCCGGCCUGCCGCCAUCGUUAGAGCGCAGCAGUAGCAUCCGUGUGGUCUACCUUUACGCCAACCAACUAGACGAGUUUCCUUUACACCUGCCGCCGUCGCUACGGGAACUACACCUGCAGGACAACAACAUUCGGACGUUGCCGCGCAUGACGUUGGCCAGGUUACCAUUACUAGAGAAGCUACACCUGGACGACAACUCCAUCUCCACGGUGAGCAUCCAGGAGCGGGCCUUCUCCGGCACGCCGCGGCUGAGGUUACUCUUCCUCUCCCGGAACCACCUGUCCAGCAUCCCAGCCGGCCUCCCGGCUUCUUUAGAGGAGCUGAGAUUAGACGACAACCGCAUCAACACCAUCCCCACCCACGCCUUCCGGGGCCUGGCCUCACUGAGACGCCUGGUCCUGGACGGGAAUCUCCUGGCCAACACCCGCAUCGCCGACGACACCUUCUCCCGCCUGGCCAACCUCACGGAGCUGUCGCUGGUCCGCAACGCCCUGCAGGCCCCGCCCAUCAACCUUCCCAGCACACACCUGAUGAGGCUGCACCUGCAGGACAACGGGCUGAUCCACAUGCCCCGGGGGACCCUGGACGGGAUGAGGAGGCUGCAGAGGCUGGACCUGUCAGGGAACAACCUGACCACUCUGCCCCGGGGGCUGCUGAGGGACACGGACGGCCUGGAGCUGUUGCUGCUCCGGGGGAACCCCUGGUACUGUGGCUGCAACCUGCUCUGGCUCCACGCCUGGCUGUAUGGCCGCGGGGCAGCGGUGACGGUACGGGGCCUGACCUGCCACGGGCCGGAGGUGGUUCGAGGCCAGGCCCUCAGGGACCUCUCUGGGCUCAUGGACCAGUGUGAAGGCCCACCAGGAGGGGUGAACACUGUCUCUAGUACUACCACCACCUCCCCCCCCAGCCAGGGCUCUAUGUUUACCCUCAGGGCCAUGCGGCCAGGCCUGGUGAUGCCGUUACCACCGGGAGGAGGAGAGGCGGGGGGGCACGCCUCACACGACGCUCUAGAACUCACGGUGAAGCCCCUGUCUGCGGACAGCGUGCAGGUGACGUGGCUGUGCCCACGGCCAGCGCCCUCCUUCAGGCUAUCGUGGCUGAGGCUGGGCAGCAGCGCCGCUCUGGGUUCCAUCACAGAGACGCUGGUCCCCGGGGAGAGACAGCAGUACCUACUGACCCAGCUCACGCCACGAUCACACUACCUCGUCUGCCUGCUCCCCCUGCGCUCCACCUCCUCCCACUCUGGAGGGUCACAGAGAGGACAGCAGCAGGAAAAGGACACAACAGACCAGACCCCUGUCUGCGCUCAGAUAGAGACGGGGGAGGCUCUGCGCCCCGAGGGGGGAGACGGGGGUGAGGACUCAGACACAGAGAUGGCAGCCCUCCCCCUGGCCGAGAUCAUCGGCGGAGCCACGGCCCUGGUCUCCCUCAUGCUCAUCUUCGGCAUCUUCUGCUGGUAUGGCCAGCGCGCCGGGUAUGUUUCCGGGGAAACAGACUCCUAUGGGGUCCGAGGACAGCGCGGGGUCGGAAUGGGGAAGCCAUACGAUGACUACGUGGAGUCGGGCACUAAGAAGGACACCUCCAUCCUGGAGAUCAGGAGCCCCGGCUUGGCCAUGACGCCCAUGACGACCCAUCAGCCACUGCAACCCAAAGGAGGGGAAGAUGUGACCUACGUGCACACCAUCUUCCCCUCAUCGCACGGUAACGGCACCUACCGGAGCAACCAGAGUCACAACGGCAUCAUCACCCAACUGGGUCACACAGCGGGCUACGGGACCAACCGGGGUUACCGGGAGCAAGGGAUGAUCCCGGAUAUAGACUACACCUACACGUGA
Messenger RNA from Salvelinus namaycush (lake trout), 2091 nucleotides. RefSeq names its product leucine-rich repeat transmembrane protein FLRT1-like. Gene Ontology annotation, molecular function: protein binding. Bases 1 to 2091 code for a protein of 696 amino acids. The transcript has 2 exons. Lineage: Eukaryota; Metazoa; Chordata; Actinopteri; Salmoniformes; Salmonidae. The record is from RefSeq and is a predicted model, not a curated record.